Cricetulus griseus (Chinese hamster) is the source of this 930-nucleotide messenger RNA. The record is from RefSeq and is a predicted model, not a curated record. Lineage: Eukaryota; Metazoa; Chordata; Mammalia; Rodentia; Cricetidae.
AUGAAAAGAUGGCGGGAUGGAAGAACAGGCCUGUUGCUGCCAUUGGCCUUCCUGCUGCCCUGGGCACAUAGCUCACUGGCAUUAACAUGUGGCCAGAGGGUAAGUGCCAGAUCUGAACAACCCCACAGUGUUUCUGAAAUCAUAGGAGGGCAGUCUGUGAACAUCUCAGAGUUCCCAUGGCAUGUGGAGCUUAUGGAGCUUGGCAAACCUUUCUGUGGGGGUUCUAUUCUCAGUGAGUGGUGGAUUCUAACGGCAUCCCACUGCUUCGACAAAGUCAACAUAUCUAACCUGAAGAUCAUGCAUGGCAGAGACGACCUCAACAAAAUGGAGGACUUGGUGUAUAAGGAAGUGGACAAGAUAAUCCUCCACCCGAAGUUUGAUAGCUGGCUCUUGGACAACGACAUAGCUUUGCUCUUGCUCAAAUCCCCAUUAAACUUGAGUAUCAACAGUGCACCCAUCUGCGUUUCACAAGUCUCCAACAUACUGGCAUGGGAAAACUGCUGGGUGACAGGAUGGGGCAUUACCAAUACCAGUUUAUCAGAACUCCAACCCUCAAAGCUGCAGAAAGUCAAUGUGGACCUGUUCAGAUGGGAGUGGUGCAACCAUGCUUUGCCUCUAAUAACCAAGAAUAUGUUGUGUGCUGGGGCUGAAGAUGGGAAGGAUGCCUGCCAGGGUGACAGUGGAGGACCUCUGGUUUGCCAAAAAAAGGAAAACACGAGCACUUGGUACCAGUUGGGGAUUGUUAGCUGGGGCGUGGGCUGUGGCAAGAAGAACAUGCCUGGAGUAUACACCAAGUUGUCACGAUACCUGACGUGGAUCAGCAAGAAGACAAAAGAGGCAGGAAAGUCCUAUGUGUAUGAGGAGGACUCUGCAAGCUCUUCUCCAAUCUCUUGCUGGGCUAUCGUGUUCCUCUACUUUGUGAUAUUCUAA